GUUUGACGCGACACGAACGUAAAGUACGCGCACCGUAUCUUUUGCACGCCGCGCCGCCGGGACGUUCGCCACCAUGAUGGACCCUUUCUACUGGGAUCACCACCACCAGCACCACCAAUCCCAGUACCAGCAGCAGCACCAACACCACCAACAGCACCAGCAGCCGUUCCAUUAUCAUCAUCUGCACCAGCAGCAGCACCACCAACAGCCGCCCGCAGCGCCCCCGCCGCCCCCGCCGCCGCCACCGCCGCCGCCGCAGCCCCCGCCAAAAUUAGAAGUCUCGGCCAACCGCCAAACCGACAACACCGACAACGCUUCAGACGAUUCGUAUUUGACGUCGUCGCACGUGAGUACAGCGAAUCCGUGUACGCGCGUAGUAUUGCACGAGUCUAGUAAUUAA
Molecule: messenger RNA, 400 nt
Organism: Cinara cedri
Lineage: Eukaryota; Metazoa; Arthropoda; Insecta; Hemiptera; Aphididae
Source: the annotation of a GenBank genome assembly